Phytophthora sojae is the source of this 2358-nucleotide messenger RNA. RefSeq lists its product as hypothetical. Gene Ontology annotation, biological process: proteolysis. Gene Ontology annotation, cellular component: extracellular region. The transcript has a single exon. Lineage: Eukaryota; Oomycota; Peronosporomycetes; Peronosporales; Peronosporaceae. Bases 1 to 2358 code for a protein of 785 amino acids. Gene Ontology annotation, molecular function: oxidoreductase activity, acting on CH-OH group of donors; flavin adenine dinucleotide binding; protein binding. The record is from RefSeq and is a predicted model, not a curated record.
AUGCGUCUCCCACGCUUUAACUGCUGGGCCGGAGCGUUGCUGGCCCUCAGCGCCGCCAGCUUCGGUGCCAACGCCCAACUGUACGACGCCAUCGUCGUGGGUAGCGGACCCGGCGGUCUCGUGGCUGCUGAGUAUCUGUCCCGCGACUCGAGUGUGUCCGUGCUCAUCCUGGAAGCUGGCCCCAAGUCUCUAGCUGCCACGGGGGGAACCGACUCCCCCAAUUACGCUCAAGGCCGCGGACUCACCAAGUUCGACAUCCCGGGCGAGUAUGACGGCACCACGUACAACUCGGCGAACGAGCAGUACCGCGUCGACUGGAUCAGCGACGCCUACAUGUGGCUCGGCAAGCUCGUGGGCGGGUGCUCGUCCAUCAACGCCGCGCUCUACUUCCGCCCGCCUGACUCGUACGUGACCAACAUGCAGUGGCCCUUCUCGGCGGCGCAGAUGGUCGCCAAGAUGGACGAGAACGAGAAGCUCCACGGCCACACGGACAAGCCGUCCCCCAACGGAGUCUGGUACACCCAAGAGGGCUACUCGAUCGUGUCCAAGGCGCUGCUGGCUAGAGGAUACGCUGAACGCAUCCUCAACGACGCAGCGGCGAGGAACAGCAAGAGCAAGACGUUCGGCCAUGCCCCCUUCACCUUCAAGAACGGCAAGCGUGACACCCCUGCGAACGCCUUCUGGGCCCCUAUGAGCACGCGCAGCAACGUGAAGAUGCUGACUGGAGCCAAGGUGGACUACAUCCUACGUGCCGCUGGAGGGAAAGCUACGGGAGUCGUCUACAACGGAGGAACUCAGGCGACUCUGUCAGCUCGGGGAGCUGUGAUCAUGGCAGCCGGAGCGUUGAGCACGCCCAAGGUGCUGAUUCAGAGCGGCAUCGGGCCGUCCUCUCAGCUGAGUAUGCUCAACGGACGCAAUGGCUUCGCUGGCGUCUCCCAAGCUGCUGGCUGGGUGGUGAACGCCAAUGUCGGCCGCAAUCUCUUCGACACCAACGUCGUGUUUGCCUCCUUCGCGCACUCGCAGAUGAGCUCCUUCCAGUACAAAUCCAAACCUAGCUGGGCCAUCGACCAGUACAUGAACCAAGGCUUCACGGGCCCCUUCUCAAGCUCCGGACCGACCCUCAUCAGCUACGAGAACUACGACGUCCAAGGUCGCAUGUACGAGUUCCAGUCCACCGCUCUGACCACUGGCUUUGGCGAGUUCGCCAGCCGCACCAACGCGUUCACGCUGGCCCUGUACGUGAACAACCCCGAGUCAAGGACGGCCUCGGGCUUCGACGCUAACGGCAACUGGAAGGCCUUCAACGAAGGCUGGCCGUACUUCAGAACCAACCGAGACCUGGCCGCGAUGCAGUCGUAUGCGCAGCGCACCGUCAGCGCCAUGGUGGCUCAGGGCGCCACGUUCCUCUCGGCUGGAUCGGACGACGCGUCGGUCGCCAACUGGGUGGCGGCCAACCGCGGCUACAUCACGCACCACUUUGGCGGCAGUUGCUUCGCGUCCAAGAACGCGGCCGACAGCACUCGCUGUGCCGAUGAGAAGCUGCGCGUCAUUGGGAUGAACAACGUGUUUGUGGCCGAUGCUAGCGCUAUGCGCGACGGCACGGUCAAUCCCUACGGCUUCAUCAUGUACAUCGGGCGUGAAGCUGCCGACCAGGUCAAGAGCUACAUCGCUGCGAACAACGGCGGGUCCGGCGCCACCUGCUCCAGCGCCGAGAACAACGUCAACUACCAAGGUAACGACGUCGGCAGCCAGCAGAGCGCAUCGGCUAGCGGCUGCUGCUCCAUCUGCGCUGCCAACUCGAACUGCAAGGCGUACACGUGGACAAACUACAACGGCGGCACCUGCUGGCUGAAGAGCGCAAAGGGGGGUGCAGUGAGUCAGAGCGGAGCUGUAUCGGCUACGCUUGGUGGGAGCGCAACAUCGUCCUGCUCUACCGUUGAGGAGAACACCAACUACGGUGGAGCAGACAUUGGCAACGCUCUGAGCGGUUCGGCUGAGGGUUGCUGCGCCAUUUGCAAGGGCAGGACGGGAUGCAAUGCGUACACGUGGACGAACUACAACUCUGGAACGUGCUGGCUGAAGAGCUCGAAGGGCACCGCCACGGCGCAGACCGGAGCGCGAUCGGCUCAGAUUUCUUCAUCCUCGUCCACUUGCACGUUGGUCAACAACGUCGACUACGCCAACAACGACAUCGGCAGCGCCCCCAGCUCGACGGCCUCGGGCUGCUGCGCUAUUUGCCGGGCGAAGACAGGAUGCAAGGUCUUCACGUGGACGAACUACAACGGAGGCACGUGCUGGCUCAAGUCUGCUCAGGGCGCGACUUCUACGAGUGCUGGUGCCGUGUCGGGAUCCAUUUGA